GGUCCGCCGUUUCUGGUGUAAAAUGGCGCCUUGAGAAAUGAGUUGUUGAGAAAAAAAAAACAACUACAGUUGGCCAUCUGACGAAAAUAAAGAACACUAAAGAAUAAAGCAGCUCCCGGGGAAACGUCGGUAGCGUUAAGCCCCCCCGUUCACUCGAAGAGGAGCGACGUUUCCAGGGCAGAGAAGCGCGUUUGAGGAAGAGAGAUUCCACCUGAAGAAGACGACGCUGCCACCAGCCAUGAAUAACUCCCUGGACGGAUCAGGCUCCUACGAGGAGCUUGUGAGGCAGAAAGCUCGGAGCAUCCCUCAGCAUCGCAUGAAGGAGUUCCUUGAAUCCUUGGCCAGCAAGGACCCCGAUGCCCUGCUAGAGUUCAGCCAGCAAGGCGGGGAUACUGCGACCACCACCACCACCACCAUGGUCUACCAACAAGAGGCUAACUGCAUCUACACAGACAGCACAGAGGUGGCAGGGUCAUUGUUGGAGCUGGCCUGUCCGGUUCAGCCGCAGCAGCAACAGCUACAGGAGUCUCAGCAGCAGACUGAACAUCAGAAUGCAGAGCAACAGAUAGUUCAGGUGCCGAUUCAGGGCCAGCUGCAAGGUCAAAUGCUUGGUCAGGUCCUGCAAGUGCCCUCUGGCUCACAUCAACAGCUCCAGGGCGUGACUACUGCACAGCUGAUUCAGGCCGGCGAUCUCACUGAAGAGCAGCAUCAACAGCUGCAAGCCCAGUUGGUGGCCGCGGUUGCAGGAGGACAACAGAUCCAAAUCCAGACAGUGGGGGCCAUGUCUCCCACCCAGCAGCAAGACAGUAUCGAGACGAGAGUCCUGGGGACCACCGUUGCCACAUCACAGGGAGCCGGGGUCCUUCAGCCCGCCAAAAAGCGUAAGGUUGACAUGCCCAUUACUGUGUCCUAUGCCCUGCCUGGUCAGCAAGUAGCCACAGUUCUGGCUAUCCCCCAGGGACAGGGACAGCAGCAGAGCUACGUGUCCCUUCGGCCCGACCUCCUAACCGUGGACAGCUCCCACCUUUACAGCGCCACCGGCACUAUCACCAGUCCCACGGGGGAGACCUGGACAAUCCCUGUUUAUUCUGCUCCCGCCGGAGGCCACGAGCAGGUCACGCACAUCGCCAUCCCCCAGGAGGCCUAUGGGACGGUGCAGGUUGCGGGGCCAAACACUACAGCGAUGAGCACAAUGCCAACGCACGUUACCGUUGAUGUUAACGACAAGCUGAAACUUCAAAGUCAGACGGCGCAGGCCGUUUCAAGCAUCACCAGCUCCGGCGGGAUGUGCGGCCAGGAAGAAGUGGUGCACACGCUGUCUGCGAACACGCUGUUCCCAGCGCAGCUGAUGAACGGAAACAUCCACAUCCCAGUGGCCGUGCAGGGCUACUCCAACACCACCCAGUCCCUCAUCUGGGAUCCGCAGCAGCAGGUGCUGCACACACAAGGACUGUCGGGGCAGGAAGCCCAGCAUCUGCAGGUGCUAACGCAGGGUCAGACGGUGGUAACGGAGAUCGAUGGCCAAGGCCAGCAACACGUGCAGGUGCAGGAGCUGCUGCUGCCGGCCACCCUGAAGCCAGAGGAAGGGCUGGAAGUCUGGCGGCUUUGGGCUCAGCGGAAGAACGCAGAGUUGGAAAAAUCCGACAAAAAUCAACUAGCCCCGAUUGGCCGACGCCAGGCACUGCGUUUCCAGGAGGACUUGGUGUCGUGCGCGGUAGCUGAGCUCUGCAUGGGUCUCUCUUUGAUGACCACGGAAGCUCGGGGGUUGGAGGAGGACUCUUAUGAGGCCGAUGUUCUCUACUAUGUAUUUCUGUGCAUACAAAAAUACCUGUUCGAUAACGGUCGCGUGGACGACGUUUUCUCGGACCAGUACUACACUCGCUUCGCUCACAGUCUGCACCGGAUCCUGGAGCCUUGGAGGUCGUCUGUUCAUCCGCUUGGUUAUAUAAUUCCCAGUCAUGUGACGGAGGAGAUGCUGUGGGAAUGUAAACAGCUGGGAGCUCAUUCUCCCUCCACGCUGCUCACUACUCUGAUGUUCUUCAACACCAAGUAUUUCCACCUGAAGACGGUGGAGCAGCAUCUAAAAGUGGCCUUUUCCAAAGUGCUGAGACACACGAGGAAGAGUCCCAACAACCCCAAAGACAAGAGCACCAGCAUCCGGUACCUGAAGUCCACGGAGCGCUUCAUCGGCCAGAAAGUCACAGACGACAUGUACUCGGAGCAGCUGGAGGACCCGGAGAACCCGCUGCGAUGCCCCAUCAAGCUCUACGACUUCUACCUCUUCAAAUGUCCGCAGAGCGCCAAAGGUCGCAACGACACCUUCUACCUGACCCCCGAGCCCGUGGUGGCUCCCAACAGCCCCAUCUGGUACUCCACGCAGCCCAUCUCCAACGAACAGCUGGAGCAGAUGCUCGCCCGCAUCCUCGCCAUCCGCGAAAUCCAGGAAGCCGUGAACAUGCCGGAGAGCGCGCACUAGUCGCGCAGGGGGAGGGGGGGGUGCCCAACUCCUCCCCCUCUCCUGGCUUCAGCCGGCCUUCGAUUGCUCGUGGUGACGGGCGGUUUCCUCUCCUCGCGCGCCCUCCUGUGGUCUCGCAGAGUGGCGCGUUCAUGUUUGUAUUCACCAUGCGGCGGCGUGUCUUACAUUCACACACUGUGCAGACAGCAGAUACUGAUUUGUCUUAUUUGAGCGACCUCUCGACCUUCUUCUCUUUUUUUUUUUUUUUGGCCAAAGAAUGUCCGGUCAUGUUAUUGACCCUGAACUCUAAUUUAAAUGUUUUUUUGAACAGUUGGUUCUCCUAUUUUUGUUUUUACCAGCAGUCUGAAAUGAUCAUUCGCUGUUUAGUUUUAAUCUGUAAUAUAUUUCUCAUAUAUUUUCCCCGGCUUGUGCCUGCGCUCUGCUGCUUUUCAUAGACAUCCUUUAUUGAUGCGCUUCCCCUCAUCUGCCUUGGUCACCGUUCAGUGUCACAGUGAAUACCUCACUGGGUGUUAAGACUACAUGAGUUAAAAAAACAUGGGAUAAAAGCCCAUUUUUCAAUCCUUUGGACCUGCAGAAACGAGCACUUACCACACGGUGGGGCGUUCUGGAAUGCUGCUGGAUCCCCACCCUCCCUCCCCCCGCUCCUCCCCCCCCGAGAACUCACUCGGAUGAGUUAUCUAUUGUAUCAUACAUGUGAAUACACGACAGAGGAACGACUCAGAAGUGGGUCAGCCCUUUUAUGUUGUGUAAUACUCGUCGCUCCUUGGUGGACUUAAUGGCUCGUCUGAAGGAGAACGGCAGUGCCUGUGUGUUUAUGAAAUAUGACCUUUUUUGUACAGCC
This is a messenger RNA of Gasterosteus aculeatus aculeatus (three-spined stickleback), 3317 nucleotides long. Its product is annotated as transcriptional regulator QRICH1. Lineage: Eukaryota; Metazoa; Chordata; Actinopteri; Perciformes; Gasterosteidae. The record is from RefSeq and is a predicted model, not a curated record.